GUCGUGGAUGCGGAAAGAUAUAUUGUCCCAAAUCCCUCUACGGUUUGGAAGCUUACCAUCACAUGUACCUAAUCUUUUUGUGCCUGCCAAACCCGCUCCCGGAACUUUUCGACCUUUUACUCCCUUUGUUUCUUCCUCACUAGCACAACAGCUAUGGGGAAUUCGUCGAGCUCUGAGGAGCAGCAAGUGCCAUCGAAAUUGCCUGAUCUGGGGGACAAUGUUCUAUCCUGGAAGAAGCAUUCGGCAUACGUCACGCUUGUCGAAAAGAUUCGAGAGAAGAGUCCUGCCGUACGGAAACUGAAUGACAGCCAAAUCGGGGCUCUCUUCCUAUGCAGGCAGGCUGCCGACGAAGCUUGCAGCGAUGCAGUCUUUGACCGUCGCAAGUUUGCCGAAACAUGCUUAACAAUCGCCCAAGCCGAAUCGAGCUCCAGAAACCUCCCCCACGAGAAUCAUGCAACGGCAGUCGGCAUUUACCAGCAGACCAAGACAUUUGGCCAGCGGGAUAUCAAAGGUCAUUGGAAAGAAACUCUUUCCAAAGAAACACGGCUCCACAUCAAGGAAAGUACGGGUCGUAUAUAUCGGAUCAUGAACAACGAGCAGAAGGACUGGAGAGACAAAGAUAUUGUCGACGUGUGCUAUAGAAUUCAGGUGUGCGAAAAGGAAAAUAAGGGUAUCUACUCUGACAAAGAUCGCAUCGAGGUUUCUCGAACGAUUGCAGGGGCAUUCUACCCAGACCAACCGUCGAUGAAGUCGAGAACAUAUCCAGAGCCAACCCGAUGA
Aaosphaeria arxii CBS 175.79 is the source of this 780-nucleotide messenger RNA. RefSeq lists its product as uncharacterized. The record is from RefSeq and is a predicted model, not a curated record. The transcript is spliced from 2 exons. Lineage: Eukaryota; Fungi; Ascomycota; Dothideomycetes; Pleosporales. The coding region runs from base 154 to 780 and encodes 208 amino acids.